Messenger RNA from Macrosteles quadrilineatus (aster leafhopper), 723 nucleotides. Its product is annotated as rho family-interacting cell polarization regulator 1-like. The coding region runs from base 1 to 723 and encodes 240 amino acids. The record is from RefSeq and is a predicted model, not a curated record. NCBI's taxonomy places the organism in Eukaryota, Metazoa, Arthropoda, Insecta, Hemiptera, Cicadellidae. The transcript is spliced from 2 exons.
AUGCCUGUAAAGACAUCGCCGAUGCCUGUAAAGACAUCGCCCAUGCCUGUAAAGACAUCGCCGUACAUCGCCGAUGCCUGUAAAGACAUCGCCGAUGCCUGUAAAGACAUCGCCGAUGCCUGUAAAGACAUCGCCGAUGCCUGUAAAGACAUCGCCGAUGCCUGUAAAGACAUCGCCGAUGCCUGUAAAGACAUCGCCGAUGCCUGUAAAGACAUCGCCGAUGCCUGUAAAGACAUCGUCGAUGCCUGUAAAGACAACGCCGAUGCCCCUGUAAAGACAUCGCCGAUACCUGUUGAGACAUGGCCGAUGCCUUUGGAGACAUUGACAAUGCUUCUUCAUACAUCGCCGAUGCCUGUAGAGACAUCGCCGAUGCCUGUAGAGACAUCGCCGAUGCCUGUAGAGACAUCGCCGAUGCCUGUAGAGACAUCGCCGAUGCCUGUAGAGACAUCGCCGAUGCCUGUAGAGACAUCGUCGAUGUCUGUAGAGACAUCGCCGUUACCUGUUGAGACAUGGCGGAUGCCUUUUGAGACAUCGAAAAUGCUUCUUCAGACAUCACUGAUGCCUGUUGAGACAUCGAUAAUGCAUGUUGAGACAUCGACGAUGCCUUUUGAGACAUUGCCGAUGACUCUUCAGAUAUCGUCGAUGCCUCUUCAGACACCUCUUGAGUCAUACAUACAACAGCUACAGUAUUUUUUACUUCACCCGAAGGAAAAGGUGAAGUAG